Trichoderma aggressivum f. europaeum is the source of this 951-nucleotide messenger RNA. RefSeq lists its product as uncharacterized. The transcript has a single exon. The record is from RefSeq and is a predicted model, not a curated record. Lineage: Eukaryota; Fungi; Ascomycota; Sordariomycetes; Hypocreales; Hypocreaceae. The coding region runs from base 1 to 951 and encodes 316 amino acids.
AUGUCGUCCAUUGGCCCCCAACUCCCGCCUCAGCCAAAAAGGAGCCGCGACGACUCAGACGACGAUACAACGACAUCAAAUAAACAUGCUCGCCGCGAAGACUCUCUGCAGAACCAAGACGAGAUAGACCUCAAUGCCUCGGGAUCAGACUCCGAGGACGACUACGCACCGCUUAUGCCCGCUGCCGCCGCGGCUGCACGAACAGCAGGGCCUUCUCUCCCGCCACAUCUCGCCGCAAACAACAACGACGACGAAAUCGCCCUCUCCGAUUCCGAUUCAGACACCGGCCCAGCUCCUCCUCCCGGCGCCAAUCCAAACCCCAACGCCAACACAGACCUCGACUCCGACUCCGACGACGACUUUGGCCCAGCCCUCCCAUCAUCCUCCGCCCCCCGUCGUCAAAUCGGGCCCUCACUCCCUCCGUCUCUCCAAGACGACGCCCCCAAGCGCGACGACUGGAUGCUCGCCCCUCCGCCCUCCUCAUCCACCUUCUCCGAGCGCGACACCACCCGCAUCCGCGCCCGCAAGUUCGCCUCCAAGCCCAAACCCUCCUCGUCCGCCGCCCCCGGCGCGCCAUCCAUAUGGACCGAAACACCAGAGGAGAAGCUCCGCCGCCUACAAGACUCCGUCCUCGGACGCACCUCAUCCGCGCCCGGCGACCCAUCCAACCUCUCAGAGGAACAACAAAGGAAAGCUUGUCGCGACGAGGCCCUCGCCGCAAACAUCCAGGCCCAGCGAGGCAAGACGCUCCUCGAGGAGCAUCAGGGAGGGAACAAGGCCGCGGCGGCGGGCGGGAAACCUGAUGAGGAGGAGGAUGAUCCGAGCAAGAGGGCGUUUGAUAGGGAAAAGGACAUGGCGGUUGGUGGCAGGAUCACGUCCACGCAGAGGAGGGAGCUGAUCAACAAGUCUGCGAAUUUCGGGGGCAGGUUUCAGAAGGGGUCCUUUUUAUAG